Molecule: messenger RNA, 2051 nt
Organism: Suillus fuscotomentosus
Lineage: Eukaryota; Fungi; Basidiomycota; Agaricomycetes; Boletales; Suillaceae
Product: kinase-like domain-containing protein
Exons: 6
Coding region: 24-2051 (675 amino acids)
Biological process (GO): protein phosphorylation; intracellular signal transduction
Cellular component (GO): nucleus
Molecular function (GO): ATP binding; protein serine/threonine kinase activity
Source: RefSeq, a predicted model, not a curated record
GCCCAAUCUUCCUUAUAACCAUUAUGGAUCACGACUAUCCAAGGCUUCCGCGGCGGAAUCGUAGCGGGGACGAUCCAAAGAUGAUUGGACUAUGGAAGGUUGGAAGGACUAUUGGCAAGGGAAGCUCAGGCCGUGUAAGGAUCGCACGACAUUCAAAAACAGGACAAUGUGCCGCAGUAAAGAUUGUGUCACAAAACGUCCUCGUGAACCCUAUCACCAAGCUUGUCGACUCCGCGGAGCAUAUACUUCUCAGCAUUGAACGUGAAAUCACCUCCAGCGAGCUCUUCGAUUAUCUGUGCAACAAGGGGCGGCUAUACACCUUCGAAGCAUUGGGCUACUUCCAGCAAAUCAUCUCCGCAAUCGACUAUUGCCAUCGACUCAACAUUGCGCAUAGAGAUCUCAAGCCUGAGAACCUUCUCGUGGACCAAAACAAGAACAUCAAGGUCGCAGACUUUGCCCUCAUUAUGCCGGAAGUCAUCAUGGGGAAGGAGUACAAUGGACGCGCUUCUGAUAUCUGGUCCUGUGGCGUGAUUCUAUUUGCCUUGCUUGUGGGACGCCUUCCGUUCGAUGAUGAGGACCUACCAACACUGCUAGAUAAAGUCAAGUCGGGAAAGUUUGAUAUGCCAGCCGGGAUCGAUCUCUUGGCCAAGGAUCUUAUCACAAAGAUGCUGCAGAAGGACGCUGUGAAGCGCAUCACGAUCCCUGAAAUUCUCGCUCACCCAUUCUACCUUUCCCAAAAGCCAAAGUCUGUGGACGCGAGCACGCCGAGGCUCAAUGAUAUAGCAAGACCUCUCUCUGACCUUGAAGACAUUGACCAAGAUAUUCUCGCGAACCUCCGCACGCUUUGGCACGAUACAUCCGAGGAAGACAUCAAAGCUAGCCUCAAGAGCUCCGAGCCAAACUGGCAAAAAGGCGUUUACCGACUGCUCACCAAUUAUCGGGACAAGCACUUGGAAAAUUACGACGAGGAAGAGGAGAUGGUGCAAAGAAAUAUACGGCAUGACUGGGAUCACAUCCCAAACACCCCACCUGGCACGCGCGCCUUCGUUUCUUCCUCCUCGCGUAGGGCAGCUGGUCGCACGCUUCCCCUGCACAGCGAUGAUAGUGAUAGAGACUGCAUACAACCAGGCACUCCUCGUAUAACUCUGUGUUCACCGACGCUGCCACAUCCAGGGGCUGAUCUCCGCUCUCCUUUGUCGUCAUAUAUUACAUCGCCCUUACCACCCACGGCUGGUUCUACAAAUUUGCCUGCGAUUGAAGUCCCGGAACUCAAAGAUGAUAAGAUGCAGUAUUUUUUCCAGCAAAUUGUGGAACAUCUUAAUGCAAUGGAGUCGCGCACUGCAGGCACACCCGUCUUGAUCUUGGAAACACCUCAGCUCUACCCACACCUGUCAAUAUCGAAUUUGACAAGCAUCGGAAAGGCAACAUUGUGCAGACCAGGGGCUAUUCGCGCGAACGACGAAAAGGAGAAUAUAUCUCUCAGUGUCAGUGGACCCGGAAUUGUCAAGAAGUCAUCUCUGCGGAGCAACGAUGCUGACAGACGGUCUGCGUUCCGUGUGCAAAUCAUUGGGCUACCGCUCAACAAGCUACGCAAGAAGGGCAGCGGCGACACCGCGGCCGCCGUCUCACCUGCGUUUUCUGACAGUUCAUUCACUCUUCCCGGGACGCCGCGGCGUUGGCUUGAUAGUGUUUUCAAGUUCAAGCCAAUAACGUACCAGCUUUUGUCCACGCAUGACGGGUUCACAUCACGCGAGAAGUGCCGUCGAAUGCUGGUGAACAUGGGCGUCUGCGUAGUCCUCACGCAUGCGGAACAAUCAGGUGUGCUCAAGUGCAGAACAAAUGAUACGAAGGAUCUACCUGGAUUUCUGCCGGCGCUGAAGUCAGUGCGGUUCCGCGUGGAGGUGCAGAGGCCGAGGCCUGUGCAAAUCACUGCUGGAUAUCAGGUUGUACUACACUUGAUACAGGAAAGGGGCGCGUUAUCAAGCUUCCAGGUAAUUUAUCAAAAGGAACUGGGAGUUGGAUAUCCCACGAAUGCCGAUGACACCGAAUAG